Protopolystoma xenopodis is the source of this 540-nucleotide messenger RNA. The record is from the annotation of a GenBank genome assembly. Lineage: Eukaryota; Metazoa; Platyhelminthes; Monogenea; Polystomatidea; Polystomatidae.
AUGAAUUCUCUGAAUAAACUCAACUUGUGUCCCCUUCCAACCCUGCGAUGGUGUACAAUCGAUCAGUGGGAAAUGGAGAAGUGUCAGAAAAUGGCGAACGCAUUCGGUGCAAAGGGGAUUCAGCCGGACCUCAAAUGUAUCCAGAGUCAGUCAACAACCGACUGUAUGCGGCUCAUUCACUCCGGCUACGUUGACAUGGUGAGCGUGGACGCUGGGGACCUCUACACCGCUGGAAAAUUCUACGAUCUUGUGCCAAUCGUAGCCGAGACAUAUGGCAUAGGUCCGUUCUACUAUGCUGUGGCGAUCGCAAAAAAGGCCGAUCCUCGUAUUCUGAUAUCCAACUGGAAGUUUGCCAGAACAUGUCAUAGUGGUGUUGGCAAAGCAACGGGAUGGAUAAUCCCGUUGAACGUAAUCCUGGACACUGUUCAAGUUCGUGUGCUCGGCGGCCAUCUUAUUCAUUCAUUCAGUAAGUCCUUUGCUCAGGUUAUCGCAACUCAUUUUGUGAGUUGUUUGUGGAAAUUUUCACUGAAAUCAAACUAA